UCCCUUGGCAGAUGAACUCAUCGAAGUUCAAGAAGACGAAGUCAUUUCCUGUUUGGUGAUGACGCCUUUAUUGGGCAAGUGAACUGUGACGAGUCGAUGUUCAUGGGUUGUGCGACAUGGACAGCAAGGAAGUGAUUCACUUUCCUAUGAACUAAUAUUUGACAGGUAACGGACGUGAACAAGGGAUACAAUGACCGAAAUUCGUGUUGUUCUAUUUUUAGAAUUUCGCUGUCAACAGACGAGCUGUCAAGACUUAGUGUCAAACAUUGCGGAAUAUACGAAGCAUUUGGAGUUGUCUUUUUAAUAGCGAUAAAACUCAAGGACAACUAUCAACAUGGCUGGGGCGGAACCAAUCCCCGAGGCUACAGAAGGCUACCCCCGGGACCAGAUCCUGGCGACUCUGUACGGUCAGGCUGUGGGGGAUGCUAUUGGGCUGUUGACAGAGUUCCUCACAAAGCGAGAGGCAGGGGUGUAUUUCGGUAAGGUGUCAAAACAGCUGGAGCUGGAACACAAACAGCUGUGUCCAGACAUGCACAGAACACGAUGGGAGGAGGGAGACUGGACGGAUGACACGGACCAGAUGAUACUCAUUCUACAGUCUCUUAUAGAUAAUGAUGGACAGGUAGAGCCGGUUGACUUCGGCGGGAAAUUAAAGAAAUGGUCCAUGUUUGGCUUCGAGGAGCUGUCUGAUAUUGGUGGCAUGGGCAUCGGCGCAACCACCUGUGAGGUCAUCAACCACUUCGACUACCCAAAAGAGGCGCAUGCAGUGGCGCAACGUGUAUGGGUGCAACGUGGAAAAGACAUUGCCCCUAAUGGCGCCGUCAUGAGGACGUCAAUUCUGGGGAUACACCAGUACUGGGACACUGAUGCCGUGGCUGAUAAUGCCAUUGCCAUAUGUAAGACGACCCAUUACGAUCCAAGAUGCCAGGCGUCAGUCGUCGCUGUGUCCGCCGCGAUCAGUAUGAUGCUGAAGAGAGAACCACAACACAUGAAGAAGAACGGCAAGUACAAAGUCCAGCAGAUCAUAGAAGACUGCUUCCAGAUUGCGUCCAAAUGUUUGGAGACAGAUGACCAGAAACAGAUGCUGAAGACGUAUCUGGAAUGUGAGAAGAUUAAGAACCUACAUCUUGAUGAACGUCGAAAGAUCGGCUACACCUACAAGUGUCUGGGCUGCGGGUUCUGGGCACUGAAACAGAAGGACUUCAGGAAUGCACUGCAGACAAUUGUUAUGGAGGGAGGUGAUGCUGACACCAAUGGCGCUGUAGCCGGAGCUCUCUUGGGCUGUAAGUUGGGAAUGUCUGGGCUUCCGGUCUCGUGGGUGUCAAAGCUGAAGCACAAAGCCUGGCUAGAUGAGAAAAUAGAAAGAUACCUGAACGUGUUGCAAAAUAUGAAAGGAAGCACUUCAAAUGGAAAGAACAUCUCAUCACAAAUACCAUCAAUUACAAUAACAAGUUGAUUUCUGCCUAUUUAUCCCUGUACUCAUCUGAGGCUAGUAUUCUAAGCACUACUUAGCUUUGUUUAUUCGGAAAUCUAUGACUUAUUCCAGUUGUUGGAUUCCCUUUGGACUUGAUGUGUUUAUGUGAGGUGCACAUUUUAGGAUACCUACUUAACCUCGUAUCCCGGUUAGGGGCAGACCAUUGGAAAUGCCUCACAUGCCUCCUGCAUUCCAGUUGACAAAAUACUUGUUGUCCUUGUACGUUGAUGUGGUGUAUAUGUUAUUUAAGUUCGGUUUUUGUUGUUUACAUUUUUAGUGGAUAAUGUAUGUAUGAAGGUGUGUACCUCAUUAGAUUCUUGUUCAAUUAUGUACAUUUAUAUUACAAUAUUUGUUGUUUUCGUUUCAUGAUUUUAUUUUAAAGUUGUCUUUUCAGGGAUGUUGGAUUAAUUCAUUUAUAUUCUUUUGUAACUUUUAAAUAUUUUUUAAGUUUCUAUGUUAUAUAUAGAUAGCAUAUAAGGUAUAUGUCAUAGAUGUGUGUAACUGAAAAUGCAUAAGGACAGUAAAUACAGUCUUAUAUGUGCCAAAACUGAUUGUCAGCUAUGCUAACCACUACUUUUGUUUUUUCGACCCUUAAUUUAAGCUUUUUUCAAAGUUGAAUUAUGACAGCUUGCAGUUUUGUCUGUGAUAUAUUACUAGAAUAUUACAAUUUACAUGCUUUCUUCGAA
Molecule: messenger RNA, 2160 nt
Organism: Haliotis rufescens (red abalone)
Lineage: Eukaryota; Metazoa; Mollusca; Gastropoda; Lepetellida; Haliotidae
Exons: 9
Coding region: 335-1456 (373 amino acids)
Source: RefSeq, a predicted model, not a curated record